AUGUUUGAAGAAUUAGAGUCGUUUGGGUCCGAGUCUAAGUCUGAGUCUGAGUCCGAGACUGAAUCUUCUCAGUAUCCUAGGUCCAUUAGGAAUUCUAUUUCUGUUUCUCAAGUAGUCAAUAAGGAGGAUGUUUCUACUCCUCCCUCUUUCGAUGUACUCUUUUCUGAAUUCAAUAACAUGAACGCCUUUGCUUACUCAUCGUGUUUUAUCAAAGUCUCCAAGUAUCCAGAAUGGAUCGCCAAUGUGGUACCAGUUCUCAAGAAAUAUGGAAGGGUUCGGAUGUGCGUAGACUACAGGGAUCUCAACAAGGCAAGCCCGAAGGAUGAUUUUCCACUACCCCAUAUCGACAUAUUGGUUGACGACACUGCGAAUCAUGCACUUCUGUCAUUCAUGGAUGGGUACGCAGGAUACAACCAGAUUUUCAUGGCAGAAAGUGACAAGGAGAAGACCACUGGUACUUAUUGCUACAUAGUGAUGCCAUUUGGGUUGAAGAAUGCAGGUGCUACCUAUCAACGAGCCGCAACCGCGUUAUUACACGACAUGAUGCACAAAGAGGGACAUACAGUAGACUUGAGAAAGUUUUUCGAGAGGCUAAGGAAGUACAAUAUGAGGCUGAAUCUCGCCAAGUGUGCAUUUGCUGUUACAUUCGGGAAACUCUUGGGUUAUGUCAUAAGCUCAAGGGGAAUUGAGAUCGAUCCAGCUAAAAUCAAAGCCAUCAUGUCCUUGCCACCACCAAAGACCGAGAAGCAGAUACGAGGUUUCAUUGGUCGUUUACAGUAUAUCAGUAGGUUCAUCUCUAAGCUUACUACUAUUUGCGAACCAAUCUUCAAGAAGCUCAAAAAGGAUGUGCCAAUAACUUGGGAUGAUGAUUGUAAGCUAGCCUUUGACAAGAUUAAAGCCUACCUGGCCAACCCUCCAGUAUUGGCACCUGCACUCCCAAAUAUUCCUUUACGCCUCUACUUAAUUGUUACAAAGGAAACCAUGGGAGCCAUGCUCGCACAAGAGAUAGAGGGAAAGGAAAAUGUCGUGUACUAUCUCAGUAAGAAGAUGCUAUCAUACGAAACAAGGUACACGCCAUUAGAAAAGUUGUGUCUCGCACUAGUGUGGGCUACAAAGAAGUUGAGGCACUACAUGCUCACUCAUACAUUACAUGUUGUUUCAAGAAUAGAUCCCCUUAAAUAUCUAUUCAAGAAAGAAACUGUGAAUGGGAGGUUGUCCCGAUGGAUCGUUAUGCUCUCAGAAUUUGAUCUCAAGUUCGUUCCACAAAAGGCAAUCAAGGGAUCCGUAGUCUCAGAUUUUCUAGUUGAUUUUCCUAUAGAAGACUUCAAGGAAGCAAAUGACGAAGCCAACUAUGAUUUCCCUGAUGAAGAACUAAUGGUAACUGAAGAUGACACAUGGGUCUUAUACUUCGAUGGCGCAUCUAAUAAAAAAGGAUGCGGUGUUGGAGUACUACUAGUGUCACCCACAGAGGAACAUGUACCGAUUUCAAUCAAGGUCGACUUCGAUGUUACCAACAAUGCCGCAGAAUAUGAAGCAUGCAUAGUGGGAUUGGAAACCGCACUUGCCUUGGGAAUCAAGAAACUUAGGGUAUAUGGAGAUUCCUCUCUCAUCAUCAACCAGAUUUCCAAGAAGUGGAAGGUGCGAAGUGAAAGCCUCGCUCCUUACCAGGCAUACCUCGAGACUCUCACAGAUCAGCUAGAAAAGGUGGACUACAGUUACCUACCAAGGGAAGAAAAUCAGUUCGCUGACGCUUUGGUGAGACUAGCCGCAAUGGUUAGGAUCCCUAAAGGCACCGAACAAAUGCCUUUGAUCAUCGAAAAGAAGCAUGCACCAGCAUACAUCCAGACAGUAGAAGACGAUGACACUCAGGAGCCGUGGUACACUGAUAUUCUGAAUUAUGUCGCCAAAGGAGAGUAUCCACCUAAUACUGAUAAACGAGCCAGAAGAGCAUUAAGAUCCUCACAGUAUGUCCUCAUAAAUGGAAAUCUACACAAAAGAGUGCCUAAUGGGAGGGCGUUACUUUGCGCAUCUCAUCAAGAGGCACAAAGAAUUAUGAGGAUCAUCCACAAGGGAGUGUGUGGGACUCACAUGAACGGAAAAAUGUUGGUCCAGAAGAUCAUCAGACAAGGGUACUAUUGGACUACCAUGGAACGUGACUGUCAUCAGCAUGUGAAAAGGUGUCACAAGUAUCAGAUCUAUGCCAACCUAAAACAUGUACCCCCGUUAUUGCUCUACACCUACACAUCUCCGUGGCCAUUUUCAACAUGGGGAAUUGACAUCAUUGGGAAAAUUCAUCCACCAGGCACUGGAGGACAUGAGUUCAUAUUGGUUGCAAUCGAUUACUCCACUAAGUGGGUCGAAGCCACCUCGCAUGCCAAGUUGCAAGCAAAGCACGUCGCUCUCUUCAUAGAACGUAACAUUAUAUGCCGAUAUGGGGUUUCUCAUGAGAUGAUCAGUGACAACGGGACUCAUUUUCAAGCUGAGUGUGCAGAACUACUACAGAAGUAUGGAAUACAGUAUCAUCUGUCAUCACCAUACAGACCUCAGACCAAUGGAGUAGUUGAAGCAGCGAACAAGAAUCUGAAAGUUAUCAUUGAAAAAAUGACUGAAAAAUACAAGGAUUGGCCAAGCAAGCUACCUUAUGCUUUGUGGGGUACCGAACCACCAUUCGCUCAUCCACUGGAACCACACCCUUCUCAUUGGUAUAUGGAAUGGAUGCGGUACAGCCCAUGGAGCUGGAAGUACUGUCCUUGCUAUUGCCUUGGAAAGUCAGUUAGAUAA
Molecule: messenger RNA, 2781 nt
Organism: Chenopodium quinoa (quinoa)
Lineage: Eukaryota; Viridiplantae; Streptophyta; Magnoliopsida; Caryophyllales; Amaranthaceae
Exons: 3
Coding region: 1-2781 (926 amino acids)
Biological process (GO): DNA integration
Molecular function (GO): RNA-DNA hybrid ribonuclease activity; nucleic acid binding
Source: RefSeq, a predicted model, not a curated record